GUUGGCGGCGAGUGACGUCACACGGGCGGGCGUUGUCGUGGCAACCGACGGGCGCCAUGGCGGAGAUGCCGCCACCGCCACUGCCGCCCGUGCGCGGCAUGGAGGCGAGAGACGGCGGCGCUCUGAGCGAGCGGCAGCAGCGGCAGCUCGAGACCCUCAAGGUCCGAACCCGCAUUGAGGAUGAGCGCUACCUGCGUUCGCACUCCGAGAUACGGAUCCUGCUCAUGGCCUUCCUGAAAGAGGUAUUCCUGAAAAAGCCCGAGGACGUUCGAGAGUUUGCUGCAGAAUUCUUCAACGACCCUUCACUACCCGCCCACAUCCGAGACGUCGGAGAGAAGAAGGAACGUUUAUAAUAUCGUCGCUUGCGUCACAAGCACGGAGCUCCAUCUCCACACAAUCUCGGACGUGGACGGUGCCAGCGCAGGGGGUGCUGGGCAGUCUGGUCUGGCCAGCCGGUGUGCUGCAGUCAGCACCUGUAAAAACUAAAACUAUUCUUUAUUUGCCAGGUAAGGCCCACUGAGCUAUGUAGCUCCUUUUCAGAUGCAACCUGGUCACAUUAUAGUUCAACUAAGUGGCUUAUCGCAGCCAAAUACUCUCAACGUGUAUUUCUAAAUGUGGAGGGAAAAACUGGAAGACCCGGGGAAAAAUCAAUGCGACCACGCAAAUUAAAUAUACAACAGGCGUCAGGGAUGGGGAUCGAGCUCACAACCUCCUGUAUACCAGGCGAGGUAGUUAACAUCUCGUCACCACGGCACACCUGUGUGUAACACCUCUGGUGUGCAGUGUGAUCCUUGAGCAGGGCCUUUAGUCUAAUUCCAGAGACAUAACAAAAAUACAUUUUCAACACUAUCCGUCCGCAAGAGCCAAUCUGAAGGUUCAAUGUCUCCAAGAUAUAUUGUGCAAACAAUACAGCUGUUCUGAAGUUUGACGUUUGUCACCCAUAGUGUCCAUUUUAAAAGUAGUAGUAGCCAUUGGCUCAGCGAGUCUGCUUGAACCUGACACACAACUGAAUGGGCGAACACCUGCACAGACAUCAACAGGUCGGCUGUUUGGUGUGAAAUUCCACGGUGUGGCUUUCAGCGUGAAAUGAAAAUAAACAAUAACUUAGAA
This is a messenger RNA of Lethenteron reissneri (Far Eastern brook lamprey), 1110 nucleotides long. RefSeq names its product regulatory subunit of type II PKA R-subunit domain containing 1 (gene RIIAD1). The record is from RefSeq and is a predicted model, not a curated record. Lineage: Eukaryota; Metazoa; Chordata; Hyperoartia; Petromyzontiformes; Petromyzontidae.